This is a messenger RNA of Guillardia theta CCMP2712, 912 nucleotides long. RefSeq lists its product as hypothetical. The record is from RefSeq and is a predicted model, not a curated record. NCBI's taxonomy places the organism in Eukaryota, Cryptophyceae, Pyrenomonadales, Geminigeraceae. The coding region runs from base 1 to 912 and encodes 303 amino acids. The transcript is spliced from 4 exons.
AUGAUGCCGUUGGAGACGGUCAGAAUUAUCGACCGUCAAGGCUGCUGGGGCUUCGGUAAGGCUCGUGUGAGUGUGAUGGUGCUCGCCAUCGUCUUGUGUGUCCUCGUCGCUCGAACUUCGGUCUCUGGCUCUCAUCGGGCUAUGCUCGUGCAGACAAGUUUGCAAGCACAAGCCAACAAGAACAAGUUGUUUCCUCAGGAAUUUCUCGAUGCAGCAGAGCGCGUGCAGGUGGACAGGGCGAUCAAGAUGAUCGCUUUGAACUUGGACAGGGAGAAAGCAAAGCGAGCUAAGCUCAUGCGUUUGCAUCAUAAGAUCAGUCGGCGGUUGCGCUAUCAGCAGGAGCUUGCCCGUCAACUCAAGGCGUCAGCGACAGAUUUGUCUAAUAAGGAGCUCGAGAAAUACACGAGCUACCGUAUUGCCAAGGGGAAGGAGGACAGCAUCCAGCAACAAGUGGACCUUGACCAUGAGCUUGCCUCUCUGAUGGGAGCAAGAGCGCAGCAGGACAAGAUCAUGGCUGUCAACGCGAUUGUAGAUGCAGAGAAUGAAGUGAAGCAGGCAGACGCGCUGCGUCACAAGAUCCAAGAGCUCGGUGUCAAGGCUAGGAAGGAGGGCGAGGAGGCUGACGCGAUGGUUAUGACGGCUCACAGCCUCUUAGAUGAUACGAUCAAGAAGCGAAGAAUGGAGGAGAAAGCUUCUGGGGAACCAGCAGCGGCAGCCCAGGAGCCGCUGCUGAAGCGACUAAAGAAGCAUCAAGUGAUCGCUGAGCGAGAGAUGGAGGACGACAUCCGAGAGCUGGCAAGAUCGCAGCUGCGAGAGAAGAAGCUGCUUGGCGUGGAGGGGGUCGACCCCAUUUCACGCAACCUAGAGAGCAUCAAGAACGUGCAAGGAGAGGCAAAUCAGCUGCUGCAUUGA